Rattus rattus (black rat) is the source of this 1695-nucleotide messenger RNA. It is a transcript of the gene Ankef1, whose product is annotated as ankyrin repeat and EF-hand domain containing 1. Gene Ontology annotation, molecular function: protein binding. The transcript is spliced from 6 exons. NCBI's taxonomy places the organism in Eukaryota, Metazoa, Chordata, Mammalia, Rodentia, Muridae. The coding region runs from base 199 to 1695 and encodes 498 amino acids. The record is from RefSeq and is a predicted model, not a curated record.
CAUUUAUUACUGGGCAAGGAAUCCUCAUGGCAGAACUGUUUUCCUGCAGGUGUGUUGUUUUAUUGCAUCUUGCCCACGAAGCGGCACUUUCGAUGUUCACAGAUUGCCUUGGAACACGGUGCAGAUGUCAACAAUAUCACCUACGAAGGGAAGCCAGUGUUCCUCAGAGCUUGCGAGGAAGCACACGAUGUGAAGGACAUGUGCCUGACAUUUUUGGAGAAAGGAGCCAAUCCUAAUUCUAUCAACACAUCCACAGGGCGCACGGCUUUGAUGGAGUCAUCAAGAGAAGGGGUGCUGGAAAUAGUUCGAGGCAUACUGGAGAGAGGAGGUGAAGUGAAUACAUUCGACAACGAUAGACACAACGCUGCUCAUUUUGCUGCCAAAGGAGGCUUUUUUGAUAUACUGAAGCUCCUCUUCGCAUACAGUGGAGAAAUGGGGUUAAUAGGAAUGGACGGGAACACACCACUUCAUUUUGCUGCUAUGGGUGGCUUUGCAGAUUGCUGUAAAUACAUAGCUCAGCGAGGAUGUGACUUGAAAUGGAAAAAUUUGGAACAUAAAACACCCCGAAUGGUGGCGAAAGAUGGAGGCUUCAAAGCCGCUAGCAAGGAAAUUCGUCGAGCAGAGCGGACUGCAGCUAAACUCGCUAAGCCAGGAGUAAAAAAUCCUAACCCACUCUGGGCCCUCAGGCUGCACGACUGGUCCAUAGAGCACGAGUCUUCCCUUCGGGAGGCCUUUAGCUUCGUGGACAGGGGCGAUGGGGUGGUCAGCAAAGAUGACUUCGUGCUGGCCCUGGAGGAGAGACAAGAGUUUGCCACCCCAGAGCAGUUGCUUUCUGUUGCUCAAAUGCACGAAAAAAGCCGAGGAGGUGGGGUGAACAUUAACGAAUUCUUUAAGGGAACCAGAUACUUAAGCAAGUCUUUUGUCUUGGGAUCUUUUGGGCCUAAGAAAAAGAAAAAAGGGUUGGGCAAAAAGCCAAGGAAAGGCAAGUUUGUUUUGCCUCUCCCCAUUUGUACCAUCCCUGAGAAUGCCUUUCCGCGGCGGCCAGAUGGGGGCCCACCUUACUACAUGGUUGAGACCUACCAGAAUGCCACCGACACCAACAGGUUCAACCGGGACCACCCGCCUGAGCACCCCAUCCAGGACGAUUCCGAAUGGUACAUCGAUGAUCCGAAUAGGGUCUUUGCAAAUAUUAAUUUUAUCACCAAAGCAGGAGACCUGGCCUCUCUGAAAAAGGCCUUCGAAGCAGGAAUACCUGUGGAUAUGAAGGACAACACUUACAAGACUCCCCUCAUGACAGCGUGUGCCACCGGCAACAUUGAUGUGGUCAAGUUUCUUCUCGAAAAGGGGGCAAAUGUUAAUGCAACAGACAAUUUCCUGUGGACUCCUCUUCAUUUCGCGUGCCAUGCUGGUCAGCAAGACAUUGUCGAGCUUCUUGUUCAAUCUGGAGCUGUAAUAGAUGCCGCAUCAAUCAACAACUCCACUCCGCUAAGCAGAGCCAUUGAGAGCUGUCGACUGGACACUGUAAAAUACCUACUUGAUAACGGCGCCAAAUUCCAGACGGAAAACAGAAAAGAAACACAAACCUUUGACAACUGGUGGAGAAGUAUCUCUGGUCCCUGGCCGUUUUCAGUCAUUGGUUUGCAGGCUCGGCUCUUUACGUUUGCAGUCUUUAGGGCUGAUGUCUUUGUAGAGUGA